This is a messenger RNA of Pipra filicauda (Wire-tailed manakin), 787 nucleotides long. RefSeq names its product molybdopterin synthase sulfur carrier subunit-like. Bases 290 to 550 code for a protein of 86 amino acids. NCBI's taxonomy places the organism in Eukaryota, Metazoa, Chordata, Aves, Passeriformes, Pipridae. The transcript has 5 exons. Gene Ontology annotation, biological process: Mo-molybdopterin cofactor biosynthetic process. The record is from RefSeq and is a predicted model, not a curated record. Gene Ontology annotation, cellular component: cytosol.
GGCGGUCCGAGUCCAUCCGAAAAUCCGGCUCGUAAAGUGCUGUCCCCAAAACCCCAACCUCAAUCUGGGGGCAAAGCCGCGACCUCUCACCACGCCCCGUCUCCCAUCUCCGCCAGCCUCCCGCGCAGGCCAGGAUCCGACCACGAAGCCGGGCCGAGCGCAGCCGCGCCUUGCUGACAGGAGCUGGGCCUUGGCGCUCCCGGACAGGCCGCAGGGGGCGGGCCGGGCCCGGCGCAGGCGCCGCCGAAGGCUCGCGGCGGAGGGCAGCUGGGCCUGGGACGGCGGCUCCAUGCGCUGCCAGGUCUCGGUGCUGUAUUUCGCCCGGAGCGCGGAGCUGGCGGGGCUGCGCAGCGAGACCCUCUCGGUGCCACGGCAGAUCACCUCUCUGCAGCUCUGGGAGGAGAUCGUCAAGGCCCACCCCAGGCUUGCUGUCAUCCAGGAUCAAGUGGUUUUUGCUGUUCGCCAGGAAUACGUGCUUCUUGGAGAUCAGCUCCUGGUCCUUCAGCCUGGAGACGAGGUUGCCAUCAUCCCACCGAUUAGUGGAGGCUGAACCUGCCCAGAUUCUGUUGGCCUUUUUAGUGAGAUAUGGAUGAAACUGAAGAUGUGCCAAAAGAUUUUAUCAAGCUCAAGUCUGCAAAGCUCUCUGUAGAUGAAGUGUCAGAGCUGGUCGUUUCACCAUACUGUGGGGCAGUGUCUCUGUUCAUUGGUACUACAAGAAAUAAUUUUGAAGGGAAAAAAGUGAUUCACUUAGAAUAUGAAGCAUAUACUUCAAUGGCAGAGACUGAAA